This is a messenger RNA of Jaculus jaculus (lesser Egyptian jerboa), 2691 nucleotides long. RefSeq names its product solute carrier family 6 member 2 (gene Slc6a2). Gene Ontology annotation, molecular function: dopamine:sodium symporter activity; neurotransmitter:sodium symporter activity; norepinephrine:sodium symporter activity. The transcript is spliced from 14 exons. Gene Ontology annotation, cellular component: presynaptic membrane; neuron projection; neuronal cell body membrane. Bases 111 to 1964 code for a protein of 617 amino acids. The record is from RefSeq and is a predicted model, not a curated record. Gene Ontology annotation, biological process: dopamine uptake involved in synaptic transmission; sodium ion transmembrane transport. NCBI's taxonomy places the organism in Eukaryota, Metazoa, Chordata, Mammalia, Rodentia, Dipodidae.
GGUGAGUGCAGGCAGGCAGGAAUCCCUGGUGACCACCUCUUUUCCUUUCGUACAAGCAGAGCUUCGGCGUGCCCCCAAGUACCUCUGAAAUCCCUCUCUCCGGCCGCACCAUGCUUCUGGCACGAAUGAACCCGCAGGUGCAACCCGAGCACAGCGGAACGGAGCCGGUGCCCGAGCCGCCUCUGCGGUCCUGCAAAACUGCGGAUCUGCUGGUGGUGAAGGAGCGCAACGGCGUCCAGUGCCUCCUGGCGUCCCAGGACAGCGACGCACAGCCCCGCGAGACCUGGGGCAAGAAGAUCGACUUCCUGCUAUCUGUGGUCGGCUUCGCGGUGGACCUGGCCAAUGUGUGGCGCUUCCCCUACCUCUGCUACAAGAACGGUGGCGGUGCCUUCCUGAUACCGUACACACUGUUCCUCAUCAUCGCCGGGAUGCCUCUGUUCUACAUGGAGCUGGCUCUGGGGCAGUACAACCGGGAAGGGGCAGCCACCGUGUGGAAGAUCUGCCCUUUAUUCAAAGGAGUGGGCUACGCCGUGAUCCUCAUUGCCCUCUACGUCGGCUUCUACUACAACGUCAUCAUCGCCUGGUCACUCUACUACCUCUUUGCGUCCUUCACCUGGAACCUGCCCUGGACUGACUGUGGCCAUGCCUGGAACAGCCCCAACUGCACUGACCCCAAGCUCCUCAAUGCCUCUGCCUUGGGCAACCACACCAAGUACUCCAAGUACAAGUUCACGCCAGCUGCUGAAUUUUACGAGCGUGGUGUCCUGCACCUACAUGAGAGUGAUGGAAUCCAUGACAUUGGCCUGCCGCAGUGGCAGCUGCUGCUCUGUCUGAUGGUUGUCGUCAUCAUCCUGUACUUCAGCCUCUGGAAAGGAGUGAAGACAUCAGGAAAGGUUGUGUGGAUCACAGCCACGCUGCCUUACUUCGUGCUGUUUGUGCUCCUGGUCCACGGUGUCACCCUUCCUGGCGCCUCUAACGGCAUCAAUGCCUACCUGCACAUCGACUUCUACCGCCUCAAAGAGGCCACGGUAUGGAUUGAUGCUGCAACUCAGAUAUUUUUUUCUUUGGGGGCUGGAUUUGGAGUCUUGAUUGCAUUUGCCAGUUACAACAAAUUUGACAACAACUGUUACAGGGACGCCCUGCUGACCAGCACCAUCAACUGUGUCACCAGCUUCAUCUCUGGGUUUGCUAUCUUCUCUAUUCUCGGGUACAUGGCCCACGAACACAAGGUCAAUAUCGAGGACGUCGCCACUGAAGGAGCUGGCCUUGUGUUCAUCCUGUAUCCAGAAGCCAUCUCUACUCUGUCAGGAUCGACAUUCUGGGCUGUCGUGUUUUUCAUCAUGCUCCUGGCUCUGGGCCUAGACAGCUCAAUGGGAGGCAUGGAGGCUGUCAUCACAGGUUUGGCAGAUGACUUCAAGAUCCUGAAGCGACACCGGAAGCUCUUCACAUUUGGUGUCUCCACCAGCACCUUCCUUCUGGCCCUGUUCUGCAUAACCAAGGGUGGAAUUUAUGUGCUGACUUUGUUGGACACCUUUGCGGCGGGUACUUCCAUCCUCUUUGCUGUGCUCAUGGAAGCCAUUGGAGUUUCCUGGUUUUAUGGUGUGGACAGGUUCAGCAACGACAUCCAGCAGAUGAUGGGAUUCAAGCCGGGCCUGUACUGGAGACUGUGCUGGAAGUUUGUCAGCCCUGCUUUCCUCCUGUUUGUGGUGGUGGUCAGCAUCAUCAAUUUCAAGCCACUCACCUAUGAUGACUACGUUUUCCCAUCCUGGGCCAACUGGGUUGGGUGGAGUAUCGCCCUCUCGUCCAUGGUUCUGGUACCUGCUUACGUCAUCUACAAGUUCCUCCGUACGCAAGGAUCCUUCCGGGAGAGGCUGGCUUAUGGCAUCACACCGGAGAAUGAGCACCACCUGGUGGCCCAGCGGGAUGUCAGGCAGUUCCAGCUGCGACACUGGCUGGCCAUCUGACCCUGGUCCCGAGGAAGAGGAACCCACGUGCCAACGUCCACGUCAGAGACAUGUGCUUCACUCCCACCCGGACGCUGCUUUGGGAUUGCUCUCCUGGAAGACUCCCUUCCCACUUCCCUUCUUCUUCCCCAGUUACCAAUGAUUCCGUGACUCCGGUUUUUGUUCACCUUCAGUUCAGCCAGCCUGCGGGCUGUGAGCGGGGAGGACUGGUGAGCCUCCGGGGAGAGGAGGACAGGAGGAAGCGGGCAGGAGGAAACUUAACUUCUGGAAUGCUUGGUUUGAGGGAAGCCUCGCCACAUGGGGAGCCCACUGUACUGAAGCCCAUGGCUCAGGCAGAAUCCCCUCCCACGUUUGCUUGCACCUCAGACCACGGAAGAAGUCCUCAUUUCACCAAAUCUGAGAAAGGAUGGACUUUUGGUCAGGCACCAAAAACCCAACAAAAGCCCAGCUGGGUCUGGUGUGAGAAGCGGGGUUGCACAGGCCAUCCCUUUCUUGCCUACCCCAGUUGACACAGUGAUGUCUGAGCCUCUGUCUGGGAGUUUGAAUUUAUUUAUCCCUAAAAUGAAGUCAGCAUAUAUAGAUGCUUUGGGAAAUCUUGAGCGGAAGCACUCCUACUUCAUUUUCUAGUUAACCUGAGCUUAUUUAUGGUGAGUUCUAGAAUAUUCCCCUGGCUCUGGUAUUCAGAUGGUCCCUAACCAUGGAUCCCAGGGGAUGAAUGUAGGUAAAC